Molecule: messenger RNA, 10741 nt
Organism: Linum trigynum
Lineage: Eukaryota; Viridiplantae; Streptophyta; Magnoliopsida; Malpighiales; Linaceae
Source: the annotation of a GenBank genome assembly
AAACAACUCCAAAUUCUAAAGAAAUAGUAUUGUCGGUAGAAGAUCUUAAAGAAAUCAUUAUUAAAAUUCAAAAAAUAAUAAUUAAAUUAGAUAAUAAAAGGAGCAUUACAAUUGAAGAUAUGAAAAAAUAUCUGAAUGAACAUAAAUCAAGAAAAUCUAGCCCAUUAACUAUCAUGGCACCCUACAAACUUCUAUGACUAGUAUUGACGAACAAAUUAAUAAAUUAAAUGAUUUACUAGCUGCAAUUACUAUUGAAUCGGAACCAGAGAUAGAAGAAAAUAUAGAAAAUGAUAAAAUAGUUCUUGACUAUAGUAGCGACGAAAACCCCUACAAAAAUUACACAAAUGCAAAUUACACAAAAACUGAAACUGAGGAUCAAGCUGAAACAUCACGAAAGCGUAAUUUUAAUGACUAUAAAGAUGGUCAACUAUUUUUUGAUGAAUAUUUAUAUAAAAACUCGUAUACACCUCGCAAAGGGGGAGGAUGGAGUAAAAUACAUCAAUCUUACAUACCAAAAUAUUCUACCACUAGUUUUAACAGUCCUGAUAUAUUAGAUCUUGAUUGUUGCAUCAAUCCAUUAAAAGAGUUAGAAGACUGGAAAAAUCGAACAGGAUUAUUAAUACAAACUAAUGAAGAUCUAAAGAAAUUACAUCUUAACGAAAUGUUUAAUUUCUUAAUAUGUAAAACAACUGGGGUAGUUUAUCACUAUCUCAACAACAUGGAUAUACCUACUAAGACAAUGUUAUAUGGAACAACGGAUGCGACGAAUACCUUUGAAAAAGUCUUAAAUGCAAUAACUCAUGAAUUCUUAAGACGACAUCCUCGAGAAGAUAAACCAAACACAACCAUAAGUCAACAAGCUAUUUGGCAUUUAACUAAUCUUAGAAUUUGCAACAUGUGCUUCUUAGAAUCAUUUAUUUGUGAAUUUAGAACACACUAUUAUCAAGUCACCCCUUCAAUAAGGAAAGAGCUAGAUAAAUUACUCUAUGCUAAAUUACCACCUAAUGUCUCUGAAAAAGUCGAAGCUAUCUUUAAUGAAUCUUUGACGAAAGAAGAAAUACCAGAUACAUUAGGAGGACGAAUAUUAGUUUUACAAGAAUGGCAUAAACGAGCUUGUAAUAAGGAAAAACUAAAGAAACAAGCUAAAAUUAAAUAGAGAACUAAAGAAACAAGCUAAAAUUAAAAUCUGUUGUGAAGAAACAAUCGACGGAGUCGGAAAAUAUGGGUGUAAUAAUAAUCGUAAGAUUAUUAAAACUCGAAAAAAAUAUAGAAAUUAUAAAAAAUGAAGAAAAAUACCUAAUAAAGAAUAUAGAAAAAAUAGGUUUAGAAAACCAAAUAAAUAUUUCAGAAAUAGAAAACAAUUUAAACAAAAAUCAAAAUAAUAAGAAUAUUUUCCUAAGGGAAAAACAAAUUGUAGAUGUUGGUUAUAUAACGAAGAAGGACAUUACGCAAAUAAAUGUCCUAAGAAAAAUACUAACACUAGAAAGCAAGAAGUCCUUAGAUUGGCGUACGAUUGUGGUCUUGAACCAAUUGAAGAAAUAGAUUUUGAACUUUUCGAUAUAGAAAUUAUUGAAUAUAUUUCAACCCCAGAGACCUCUUCAGAUGAGUCAGAAGAAGGUAUUAACUAAAGGAAAUCCUAAUGCAACAUUUAUUAAAAUAGAAAAGAAAAAAAAUUUAGCAUACAUUGAUACAGGGCAACCUUAUGUUUUGCCAAAAAAUCAACUAUAAAAAAUGGGAUAAACUUGAAAAACCUUUAAAAGUUAUAGUAGUAGAUAAAUCUAUCCAUGAAAUCUGGUAUGUAAAACAAUAUGUACCAAUAAUCAUUGAAAAACAUAUCUUUACAGCUAAAACAAUCUAUCAACAUGACUCAGGACUAGAUAAUAAUAGGAAACAACUUUCUAAAAUUAUAUCAACCGUUUAUCCAAAGGAUUAGAACAAUCAGUCUUAGAUGUCCUAAAACAAUAAAUCAGGAAUCUAAGAUAAUCACAACCAGAAUAAUCACGAAAAAUGAAGUGCUAAAGAUUAUACUUUAAAACCUCAAAAAUAGACUAGAAUAUAUACAGAUUACCUAUAGCAUUCUAGAGGAUACAUUAGACCAGGUGUGUAGUGAACAUCCUUUAGAUAAAGAUAAAAUCAUAAAAAUACCAAUCAGGAUUGAAAUUAAACUAAAGGAUCCUAAAACGGAAGUUAAUGUCCCUAACAAAACUCAAUAUACUCAACGAGAUGUAGAAGAAUUCCAAAAGGAAUGUUCAGAGUUAGUUGAAAAAUGUAUAAUACGAGAAAGUAAAAGUCCUCACAGUGCACCAGCCUUUUAUGUGGAAAAUAAUAAUGAAAUCAAAAGAGGAAAAAGAAGAAUGGUAAUAAACUAUAAAAAACUAAACGAACAAACAAUAGGAGAUAGCUAUAAAUUACCUAGGAAAGACUAUAUAUUAGAAAGAUUAAAAGGUCAAACGUGGUUUAGUAGUUUAGAUGCUAAAUCAGGAUAUUGGCAACUUCGUCUACAUGAGAUACCAAACCUUUAACAGCCUUUUCAUGUCCACCACAAAAACAUUACGAAUGGAAUGUUCUCCCAUUUGGAAUGAAGCAAGCACCAGCUAUCUACCAACGAUUUAUGGAUCAUGUCUUAGAAGGUUUUCAAUAGUUUUGUCUAGCAUACAUUGAUGAUAUUAUUAUUUUCACUAAUCAAUCAGAGGAAGAUCAUCGUGAAAAAAUCUUGAUAGUUCUACAGAGAAUAAAAGAAAAAGGUAUAAUUAUUUCUAAGUAAAAAUCAAAACUUCUUCAGAGGGAAAUUGAAUAUCUUGGUAUGAAGAUUAAUAAUUUCGGCAAAAUUGAGUUGUCACCAAACAAUAAAGAAAAAAUCAAUAAAUUCCCAAACCAACUUGAAAAUAGAAAAUAAAUUCAACGUUUUCUUGGAUGCUUAAAUUAUAUCAGUGAACAAGGAUUUUUAAAAGAUUUAGUAAAAGAAAGAAAACAUUUACAGAAAAAGAUUUCUGACAAAAUACCUUGGUCAUGGAAUAAUCAAGAUACAAAAAUAGUUUUAUUAAUGAAGGAAAAAUGUCAGCAUUUACCAAAAUUAUAUAACCCAUGUGAAAACAAUUUUCUAAUAAUUCAAACGGACGCCUCUAAAGACACUUGGGCAGGGUGCAUGUUAGCAAUACAAAAUGGCAAGGAAUUAUUACAAAUGGACAAUUUUGGAAAUGUCAAAAUUGAAAAUAACGAGGCUACUGUCUCUGGCCAAAAGCCUAAAGAUUAUCAGUCUUCGGACAAUAUUAUUGAACUUUCAAGUUCUCAAUUAUCAGUUCCUUUCAACAGUGAUAAAUAUUCUAAGAAAUUAUGCAAAUAUAUUUCUGGAACAUUUACCGCCACUGAGCAAAACUAUCCGAUUCACGAAUUAGAGACACUAGCCUGUCUCAGAACAUUGAAAAAAUGGAAGCUUGAAUUAUUAUCUACAAGGUUUGAACUUCAAACCGACUCUAAAUAUGUAACAGGUUUUUGGAGGUACAAGCUACAGGCAGAUUUCAACAAAGGAAGAUUAAUCAGGUGGCAACAACAACUCCAUUAUUACAAUCCUUAUCUGAAGUAUAUCAAGUCCAGCAACAAUCCAUUCACCGACACACUAACUCGAGAAUGGAAGGAUUUAUAAAGACCCUCAUUAAUCAGCUAAAGCAGAAGCAGGAAAAGAGUGCAGCAUUGGAACAACAACUUCUCCUUUACAGGGGGGAGGAAGAAGCAAUAAUUCAAUCAAUCGAUGUUAUUCAGCAACAGUUAAAAAUCAACUACAUCGACGUUAGUACACUAUCAAUUAGCUCUGCUAAUGGACAGCCAUCAACAACCACCACAGAACUUGCUCAAUCAUCCACUACUACCAAUAAUAAUACACAAAAGACAACACGAUGGGCAGACAUCGUUGAACAAGAAGAAAAAGAAGCAAGAGAUUCCCACUACGAAAAAGACGACAGAAAAGGCAGCAAGUGGUAUGUCAUAUUCAAUGGACCAUAUCGAGGAGUAUAUCACAACUGGGUUAUCGCUAGCCAGCACAUCAAUGGCAAACCAGUCCAACAUCAGUCAUUUAAAACAAAAGAAGCAGCCGAAGAAGCAUUUAGGCAGUCAUACAAAGUGAUGGCAAUGAAAGAACAAGUCAAGAAUCAAGAGCAACAAUCGCAGAAACUUAUCAUGAAGAUACCUAGUAUCAUGAGUAUCCCAACCACCAAAGAAAAAGAAGAACAAUUGAAACCAGUCUUUCAAAAGUUCGUAUCCAACUGGGAUAUGAUAAUCAACUACGAAGAAAAACACACAACCAUGGGUUUUUAUCCCGUCAGUCGAGGAGGACCAAAGGCAGUAAUCACAGAAGAAGCAUCACCAGAACUCUCUUAUGAAUUCCAUCAGUAUGGAUUAAUCGACACUAUCUACACUACAACCAUGAAAGUAUUUGAAUACUUUCCACAAAAAAUGAGGAACGUGAUUAGAAGAUAUCUUGAGCUUUUCGCAAAGGAGCGAGAAAUAUUUCUCAAGUAUACAAGCAGCUACCCCAUAUUUGUUGAAGACAAGCUAUUGGUCGGAUCAAAGGCAGUUAUCCUUAUGGGAGUAUCAAACCAUGAUUAUCCUACCAGAGAUGACCUACGAGACUAUGAGAAGAACUAGGGGUGGGCAACGGGUAUUUUGGUAUACCCAAAUUCGUCCCCCUUUUUUUAGGGUUACGGGUACCCAAAUACCCGUUAUAUUUGUUGCGGGAUGGGAUUUGUGAUCAAGAAUCUCAACUUUGGGUACCCGGGGUUUCCCGGUAAUACCCGUUUGGGUACCCGUAUUACCCAUUAGAAUUAUUAAAUUCGUUAGGACAAAUCUAAAACCCAGCCAAACCCAGUCACAGUCCAACCUAUUUCCUAAACCUAACCAGGCCGCCAGGGGCCAGGCCCUCUCUCUUACCUCUCCCCUCACUUGUCCCUCGACGACCACUCUCCUCUCCAAUUUAUUCCUUGUCAUCUUAAUUUUGGGAGGCAACAGUGGACUAGAAACAGUAGCUUAAUGUGACAAUUUCAUUUCAUGUAAUCAUGUUGGCAGUGGGUUCUUAAGGGACAAUAACCUUAAUUUUCAUGUUGUUAUUAUGGAGACAAUAGCUUUCUUUAUCUUUUCAUGUUGCAACUGGGUGAUUAAGGGAAUAUGGGACAAUAUUCUUCAUUUUUAUGUUGUUAUUACGGAGACAACAACUUUCUUUUCAUGUUGGAUAAUUUAUUUGAAGUGUAAUUUUAAUAUUUUGUUCAAUGUGAUUUAGUAAUUGUUCUCAUAUUGAACGGGUAUAAACGGGUAGUUCGGGUACCCGUUAUCCAUCCCGUAUAAAUUAAUGGGUACCCGUUUCCCGUUGGAGUUCGGGAUUUGGAUGAACUUUGGUCUCCAAAUGGGAUUGGGUACCCGUUUCAAACGGGACGGGUACCCAAUCUCUUCCCGUUUUCCACCCCUAAGAAGAACCCAGACUAGCAAGUAAAGGGUCUUCUAGCAGUAUGCAGAGCAUUAACCAAGAUUGAACCAGAAAGUCAGAUCAAGGUCAAUUACAGCAGCCUCGAUGCCAUCAUCACCAGUAAAACUAGAGGAAAUAUGAACAAGGAAGAAUGGACAAUUAUAACAGAUAAAACUAAAGAAUUCACUGAAAUUAAUGGAAAUCUAUCAGCUCUUCCUAUCCAAAUUAAGAAACAGUUGUGCAACGCACUUACUAUCUAUGAGGACCACUUCUGUGAAUGGUGUGCAUCAACUGACGAAGACAUCAAUGGACCAGUAGAUCAAGACUGAAAGAAGCAUGUGAAGAAAGAGGAAUCAAACAAAUAUGGGAUAAAACGACAAGAGAAGGUUGGCCGACUCCUUUAAAAAAGUCGUGCAUUAUUGUAUUUUAUCAGCUUUUCUUAUCGUUUCACGCACUUUCUUUUGACGUGUUAGCUUUACGUCUUUGUCUAACAUACGUAAGCAAUUACGUCUUUGUAUUCCCUCUCAGCUCUAUAUAAGAGCAAGAGUUUGCAAUGAAAUAAGGCAGAACGAGUUUGGCCAUAAAAGUUGCAUGUUUACUCUCUCCCUCUAGCUAGCUAGUUGUAAGGCUUGGAUCCACUGAUCCUGAAGGCCACAAUCAUCUUCAACAUAAUCAAACGCACGAAGAGAAGCUACAAUCAUCAAGCAAUCAUCAAAAAACUCAGAGUUUCAUCAGAAGAACAAGUCAGGUAUGUCCAGUAAUCCUACUUCAAGUUAUUUUGACUAUUUAAACAAAAACGAUAAUGAAAAUUACUUCUUAGAUGGUGUUAUAGACGUUAAGAAAAUUAGAGAAAAAAACUAAUUUUACUAUUUCAGAAACUAAAAACUUUAUCACUAAGUCUUUUUUAUCAAAACUCUUUGAUAGAGAAAACAUUAUUAAAUGCGGUAAAAUGAUAGGAGAAGUAGCAGUCCCUAUUGAUCAAACUAAGGGCAAUUUUCUAAUCCAAGUAAUAAACAAAGAACAAAUUAGAAAAAGAUUAGAUAAACUAAGAUAAGAAGAACGACAUAAAAUAUCUUAUAUUCAUAUUAGUACAAUUCAAAUUAUACUAAAAUCAACCAUGAAAAUAGGAAUUGACGCACCCAUGGAAUUAGAAAUUUGUGAUAAUAGACUCAUUAAUGAAGAAGAGAGUAUUAUUGCCAAAGGAACGGGAAAUUUAGGAGUAUGGAUAAUUAAAUUUGAUAUUAACCUACAACAAGGACUGAGUCUGGCAGAUGGUAACCUUGACUCUUCUAUCAUUAUAAAAUACGAAUUAAAAAGAGAAAAUUUUAUGAAAGAAAAUAGCAAACCAUUUUCCGUAACUUAUCAAAUAAACUACGCAUUAACAAAUAGUCACCACAGCUUAACCUUCAAAAAUAAAGAAGUAAUUACUAUAGAAGAUUUAUUUAAACCUUUAAUUCAAUUAGAAGCACCACUAAAGACCGUUAAAAUAGAACCUAGUCGACCAUCGAUAACUCAAGAUCAAAGACGAAUAAUUAAAACACAAUCAGAGAGAAUUAGGCAUAUCCCAGUAAUUGAACAAAAUUUAGAACAAGAAGAGAUAACCAAUAAUCAAGUAAAUAAAUUAAUUAGAUAACCAAUAAUCAAGUAAUAAAUAAGUUGGAAAAAUUGCAACAUUCAAUAGCAAAUCUAGAGAAUAAAAUCUAAUAUCUAUAAAUAUGCCUACUAACUAUCAUAUAAAUAAAUUAAUUGAAGGAAUAGAUGCUAUAAAUAUCACUUCAAUACAUUAUAUCAGUAUGGUCACACAAGAACUAACUUAUUUUGCUUCAGAAAUCGUAGAAGAACAAAUGAGUAUUGGAACCACAGAAACAUUAGAAGAAGCUAUCUCCAAAACCGAAUUAAUUACUGAUAUAAUAACUAGCCUAAAUAUAAUAAAACAAAGAUUACUAAAUCAGUAAGACAUUUUUUUAAUAAAUUAAGAGCAGUUAACAUGGUAUCAGAGCCAGCCGAACCGAUCAGCUACUCUCAUCCUCUCACAUUCCCGAAUCAAAUCAUUCCUAUCCGUUCGAUCUUGACUUACUCACGUGGACACCUAUCUGUCCCUGUUAGUAUAUACUAACAAAAGACCUAGUUAGCAGCUUAGCUAGGUUGCAACAAUUCAGUUAGUUCAUAAACUUAUAAGGUUGUUGCGGAUUGGAUCUGAUCCUUAAGCCUCAUUGUUUAAGAAGGUUCUUAAACCAUUUUUAUUGGCUGAUACUAGAUUAGGUAGUUAAUGAGGGGUUGGUAGUAAAUAGUUUUUUUUUUUUGCAUUAUCGGGAGGCCGAGGCCGAGAAAGAGAGAGUUACAUAGAGUUAAAAGGAAGAGGGGUUAGUAGUUAAUAGUUAGUUGGAAUAAAUAAGAUAUUAUGAAAAUAUAAUUAAUAUUACUCAUUAAUGAUUCUCUUUCUCUCUCUCCCUUGAUCUUCUCCAUAAUCCUCUCUCUCCACUACAAUUAAAAGGAAAUUCAAAAUUAAUUUAAUUAAAUAUUAUUAUUUAAUAUUUAAUAAAUUCGAACUUAAUAUUUUUCAUUUUUAAAAUGAAAAUUGAAAUUAAAAAUAUAUGCUCUCUCUCACUUCGUGGCAACUUGCAAUACAGUAUUAACAUUUUGCAAUGACAUUAUCAACAUUUAUGAAAUGAAUCGUUAUUAUUAUAUCUCAUCGUUAUUAACGGCUUCAAUAUACUUAUCAAUUCCUUACAAUUACAUUAUUAACAAUUUUGGAUCAAUUGUUACUGUUUUAUAGUUUCGUCAUCAACGCCUAUGAAUGAAUCAUUAAAGUUAUGUAACAUAGUCAUUAAUAGUUUGAAUAACAAUAUCAUUGAUUUACAUCUUUAGUACUAAUGAUUCACCUUUUCACAUCAUGUUUAUAACUAUCUAGUCAUGGCCUCUUCCAAUGAUUUCUAAUGACAUUAUUAACGUUUUAUGAUCAAUUAAUAUUGCUUUACAUUAUCAUUCUCAAUGAUCAUAAAGCACAAUACUAAUUUUCAACAUCUUGGGUACUUGUGACAUAGUGCACCUGUGUGAUUCAGUCAAACAAACAUUGUCCAGAAAAAUAUUAGCUCAAGCAAACCAACAUUCACGCCUCAACACCAAACUUUUAAUAACAGUACAAUAAAUCAUUGAUAACGAAAAGUAUUUCGUUGAAAAUAAACACAAAACAUUAAUGUAAAAAUGUCUGACUUCAACAUUUUAAAUGACAUCAAAAUUUUAAUAAAGAUAUUAAAAACCAUUAAUAUCGAAUCAUCAAGUCACUGAUAAGGAAAUAGAUUUUUGUAAUAUAAAAAUAUUAAUAAUAUUCAGAUGCAAUGUUUAAUGUCAAAUAGCACUAAAAACACAUUAAUACGUAACAUGUGUUUAAUGGAUAAUGCUUCCAAAAACUUUGAUAAUGAUAGCAACUAAUGAUUGUUAAAUACCUUAUUAGAUAUUAUUAAUAUCUUAUUUUCAAACAUUGAUAAUGCUUAUACACGCCUAUUAAUGACACCAAACUACGUUACUAACUUAGACUGAAAGAUUAAUAACCAUAGUUAUAUCAUUAAACGUAAAUUUACUUUUGAUAAUGUCAUAAACAAAUGAAUAUCUAACAAAUAUGCUUCUUGAUAAUGACAUUUGACAAAGUUACAAACAUAAAAGAUAAAAAUAUUAAUACUUCAAAUCACUAAACAUAAGCAAUCUUACAAAUGAAUUAAAUUUUUGCUAAUGGUUGUAUUGUGCUUGGAAAAAAAUAUUGAUAAUAACACUUCAAAUGAUUAUAAAUCAUUGCGAACCAAAUUAAUAAUACGAUGUAAUAGUAAAUAAACUUCAAAUACAAACAAAUUGAAAACACAAUUUCACUUUUACUAAUGUUACAAACAAACAUAACAUAAAAAGUUAAUAAUGUCAUAUAAAAUUAUUAAAAAACAUGUCGAACAACAUUAAUAAUAACACAAACGAAUACCUAACAACGAAAAAUCUCAAACCCAUGCAAUGAAAAGCCCUAAUGAUGAUUCAAUUAUAUAUAUUGAUAAUGUCAUUACAAAAUGUUAAUACUUAAUACUAAUCGGAAGUUGCCAAGAUGUGAGAGAGGCAUAUAUUUUAAAUUUCAAAUUUCCAUUUUAGAAAAAGAAAAUUAUUAAAUUCAUAUUUUAUUAAAUAUUAAAUAAAAUUAAUUUCAUAUCUCUUUUAAUUAUAAUGUAGAGAGAGGAUUAUGGAGAAAAUCAUGGGAGGAGAGAGAAAGAGAAUCAUUAAUUAAUUAUAUUAAUUUAAUUAUAUUUGCAUAACCCUAUUUACCCUUAACUACCUAUUAACUACUAACCCCCAUUAACUACCUAAUCCAUUAUCAGCCAAUAGGAAGGCUUUAAGAUUUUCCUUAAGAAAUGAGGCUUAAGGACUUGAACUCAAGCCAGGUUGUAGGAUGGUUUGGAGUUCGGAAAAAGGAUUUUUUUUCUUUUGGUGGAGAACGCUUAAACUUUGAGACCGUCGGUUGUCAAUCCAUGUCACCCUCGAAACGGAUUUGAGAGAUGAAAGAUUGAUGAUGAAUCUUUGAUAAUAGGAUGUGCAUGUGGUAAACUAGAAAGUGUGAGCAAGUCGGAGAAUGACGUACAGUAAAGUGCAACUGAUAUUCUAUGUCCAUUUUUCCACCAUCUUCCAGUGAAAUUUAUUAGUCACGUUAGAUAUUGUGUCAUAGUUGUGUCAUCUUGUAACAAGAUGAUGAUCCAUAAUUCGGUCAAUUCAAAAAACUUACAAGGUUGUAGGGUGGUUUGGAGCUUGGAUAUGAAAAUUUUUCUUAUCACAGAUAAUCCUUAAACUUUUGAGAUUGUCGGUUGUCAAUUCAGGUGAGUGUGGAAACGGAUUUGAUAGAUGAAAGAUAGAUCAUGAAUCUUUAUAAUGGGAUGUGCAUGUAGUACGCGAGAAAGCGUGAGCAAGUCGAACGGAGGAGGACGUACAACACUACGAUUGAUAUUCCAUAUUCAUCUAUUCAUCAUCUUCCAAUGACAAUUAUUGGUCUAAGUUAGAUUUUACAGAUCAACUUAGACAUUACAUCAUACUCAUGUCAUCUCGUGACAAGAAAGGACAUUACAUGUAUCAUGCACAGCGAUGAGACGAGGGAAAGUUUGUUGGUCAUGUUACACAUAGAGUCAUAGCCAUGUCCAUUUGGGGACAAGAAAUGACAUCCCUAUGUAUCAUGCUAACUCAUUUCCCAUCAUUUUCGUUGUUUAGGUUGGGCAUAGCACCACAGAUUUCCUGGCUACAAGUCGUUAGUAAAUCUGAGACAAUGAU